Molecule: messenger RNA, 1278 nt
Organism: Humulus lupulus (European hop)
Lineage: Eukaryota; Viridiplantae; Streptophyta; Magnoliopsida; Rosales; Cannabaceae
Exons: 4
Coding region: 1-1278 (425 amino acids)
Source: RefSeq, a predicted model, not a curated record
AUGGCAACAUCUGCAUCACAUUACUUAUUGGAUGAGAGUGUUGAAGCUCUUAAUCAAAUUGAUGGAAUUAGUGGAGAAGUAUACGCAAAAUCUAUUGAGAAGUUUGAGAACGAGGAUAAAAUGUCUUUAAGCGUUGCUCGGUUCAACAAGGAUAAUUUACUGGACGAUUCAGAUGAUGAGUUUGGAGAGAUUUUGCUAUAUUUUGCUUGCGAGGAAUAUAAUCAAUUAUAUCUAUCUCAGCAACCUUGUAGAAAUUCAGCUCUUUCAGGCCAUGAAUACGUUAUGGAAGUGUUGCACAGGCAUUGGAGUAGGUGUUAUGAUUUGUUCAGAAUGAACAAAGAUGUCUUCAAACUAUUUUGUGGUGUUCUAAAAGAAAAAAAUUUAUUGAAGAACUCACGAUAUCUGUCUGUUGAAGAACAAGUGGCUAUGUUCUUAUUUGUGAUUGGCCAUAAUGAACGACAUCGUGUGGUUGCUGAACGAUUUCAGCACUCCAUCUCAACCACAUCUCAUUAUUUUAGGAAGGUUUUGAAUGCAAUAUGUCGUCCAUCCAAAGAACUAAUUACUCCACCUUCAUUUGAUAAUUGUGUUGGAGCUAUAUAUGGGACUCAUAUUUCUGCGCAUGUUCCAAUUGAUGAACAAAUACCAUAUCGAGGUCGAAAAGUGGAUACAACUCAGAACAUUAUGUGUGUAUGUUCAUUUGACAUGAAGUUCACAUACGUUGUCCCUGGAUGGGAAGGAUCAGCUAAUGAUGCACGAAUUCUUCUAGAAUGUGCCACAAACCCAGAUUAUGGAUUUCCAAUGCCGCCCCAAGAAAAAUAUUAUCUUGUUGAUUCUGGCUAUACAAACAUGCCUGAUUUUCUUUCGCCAUACCGAGGGGAAAGGUAUCAUUUGGGCCAGUACACAGAUCUUAAUCCCAUAAGAAAAAAAGAGCUUUUCAAUUAUCGACACUCUUCCUUGAGAAAUGUUGAGCGGUGUUUCGGCGUGUUGAAGGCCCGUUUUCCAAUCCUAAAGCAAAUGCCUUCAUAUGAUCUAAGAAUACAAAAGUACAUUGUCAUUGCUUGCUAUGGGAUUCUUAAUUUUAUAAGGACAAAUGCAGAAGCAGAUGUAUAUUUUGAUGGAGGUGAAGGAAAUUCUGAUGUACAGGCCACUACUUUACAAAGCACGGAUGGAACUUUGACUGAUAGUGUAGAGUUCAGUAUUUCUAGAACUCAUAUACGUGAAAUGGCUCAUGUUCGUGAUGAAAUUGUUGACCAUAUAUGGAGAUUUAGUCGACGAUAG